Messenger RNA from Plodia interpunctella (Indianmeal moth), 5475 nucleotides. RefSeq names its product Methionyl-tRNA synthetase (gene MetRS). The coding region runs from base 107 to 3070 and encodes 987 amino acids. The transcript has 26 exons. Gene Ontology annotation, biological process: methionyl-tRNA aminoacylation. Gene Ontology annotation, cellular component: aminoacyl-tRNA synthetase multienzyme complex; cytosol. Gene Ontology annotation, molecular function: ATP binding; methionine-tRNA ligase activity. The record is from RefSeq and is a predicted model, not a curated record. Lineage: Eukaryota; Metazoa; Arthropoda; Insecta; Lepidoptera; Pyralidae.
UUUGUCCAUCUGUCAAUUCUGUUGCUGCCAGGUGGAAUUUAAAAUUAGGUUAUGUGGAUUUUUUGUUCAAAAACCUUAUAUGUUAAGUGAAAAUAAAUAAUCGAAAAUGAAGAUUUAUACAAACGAAAACAAUACUUCCACACUGAAGCUUUUAAUUGCCGCAAAUUUGGCCGGGAAGAAAGUUGAACUCCAAAAUGCGAGUUUCGGAGACGAUGUAUUCGCAGGCCCGCGCCAGCUGCCACUACUCGAGGUGGACGAACAGCUCACCUUCUUCUCCAGUAAUGCGGCCGCUCGCUAUCUCUUCCCGGUUUUGGACUUGGACAACGGCCGAUGCCAACAAAUGCAAGAAUGGGAAGCAACACGUCUCCAGCCGUGUGUGGCGGCAGUAGUCUCCGGUAAAGUGGGUGCGGAGCUAAAGCAAGUCCUCAACUCGCUGCUGCUCACACUGAAUCAGCUGUUGGCUAAACAUAAGUACAUAUUAGGGGAUAAACUGACAGCGGCGGACAUAUCAAUAUGGAGCACCGUGUACCCGCUGUACUAUAACGAAGAUCUGAAGCAGUUCACGACGGAGUACGGCCACGCCCAGCGCUGGGUCCAAGACUUGGCUGCUGCUAAAGCAGUACAGGAAGCCGUAAAACAAUGGAAUGGUUCGCCGAAGGGGCCGUAUGGUGCGUCGUCAGCUCUCGGCACUCCGCUAACACCAAACCUACUACCAACUACUGGAUCGCCAGACGAGACAGAGAUAGCGAUAACGGCAGACGAGAUAGAAUCAGCCAAAGAUGGCUGGUACAACGGAAUCAAUAAACUCGAUCCGCCGAUAAAAAAGGACAAAAUUAUAUUACCAGUGAAAGGCCGUAAGAACAUCCUAAUAACGUCAGCGUUACCGUACGUCAAUAACGUGCCACACUUGGGAAAUAUUAUCGGAUGUGUGUUGUCUGCUGAUAUAUUUGCCAGGUAUUGUCGUCUAUGUGGAUAUAACACAAUGUUUGUGUGCGGGACGGACGAAUAUGGCACCGCCACGGAGACGAAAGCUCUUGAAGAAGGCGUGACGCCGAGACAGAUCUGCGACAAGUAUUUCGAGAUACACGACGCGGUGUAUCGCUGGUUCAACAUAAGCUUCGACUAUUUCGGUAGGACCAGCACGAACGAACAGACCAAGAUUUCUCAGGAACUGUUUCUCAAGCUCAAAGACAAUGGUUACGUCAGCACGCAGUCAGUAGACCAGCUGUUGUGUGAGAAGUGUGACAGAUUCCUAGCUGACAGGUUCGUGGAGGGAAUAUGUCCUCAUCCGGGAUGUUUGUACGACAACGCCCGCGGCGACCAAUGUGAUAAGUGCGGCAAGCUUAUCAAUGCCACAGAACUGAUUGAGCCGAGAUGUAAAGUGUGUGGUACAAAACCUGUGUUACGUGCGAGUGAACAGCUGUUUAUUGAGUUAUCUAAGCUAGAGCCGUCUCUAAGAAAUUGGAUCAGCCAAUCGGAGGCGCGCUGGUCGGCGCCGGCCCGGGCUGUCACGAGAUCCUGGCUGAAGGAGCCGCUGCGGGCGCGCGCGGUCACCCGCGACCUGAAGUGGGGCGUCUCUGUGCCUGUCGAGGGGUUUCAGACCAAGGUGUUCUACGUGUGGUUCGACGCGCCGAUCGGUUACAUGAGUAUAACGGAGAUCGCGACCAAACAGUACGAGAAGUGGUGGAAACCGGACAAGGAAUGUGAUGUAAAACUGUACCAAUUCAUGGCCAAAGACAAUGUUCCGUUCCACGUGAUAAUGUUCCCGGCGACCAUAUUGGGCAUCGCCGAGGGACAUCUACUAGUCAGCCAUAUCUUCGCUACAGAAUACUUAAAUUAUGAAGAAGGGAAAUUCUCAAAAUCUAGAGGAGUAGGCGUUUUUGGUACUGAUGCUCAGGACACGGGGAUACCAUCGGACGUGUGGCGCUUCUAUCUCGCCAGCGUGAGACCUGAAUCGUCCGACUCCAGUUUCAGCUGGGUCGAAUUGGGAACCAGGAACAACUCUGAACUCCUCAACAAUCUUGGCAAUUUCUGUCAUCGAUCGUUAAGUUUCUGCGCGUCUAGUUUCAAGGGCGUGGUGCCGGAGUUGAAGACGACGCACGCGGAUUUCGAACUUAUGGCCCUUGUCAAUAGGGAGGUUAAAGCGUACGUUGAAAACAUGGAAAAGGGUCGUCUCCGCGAUGCCCUGAGACAUGUGAUGUUGAUAUCGAAACUAGGAAAUCAACAUAUGCAAAGCCAACAGCCGUGGGUCCUGCUCAAGGGAUCCGACGAUGAUAAAGUCCGCGGUGCGACAGCGAUAGGCCUGUGUUGCCAACUUGUAGCGCUUCUUUGCGCGUUGUUGGCGCCCUACAUCCCCGACGCGGCUAAGAAACUCCGAACUACCCUCAAUUUGAACGAGGACCAACUGAGAAUAUCUCCAAGCAACCCGUCGUUCAUACAGUACCUACCCCCCGGACACACGAUCGGGAAACCGGAGCCGCUCUUCGCCAAGAUCGAGCCGGAAGUUCUCGAGAAAUUGAGGGCGAAGUACGCGGGGACACAGAGCGAGAGGGCUGAUAAGCAGAAUGGAGUCGCGGUCGAUUCUGUAGCCGAUUUAGAAGCUGCCAUUGAUGCUCAGGGCGACAAGGUGCGAAAACUAAAAUCAUCGACAAAAGACAAAACAGUGUGGCAGCCUGAAGUAGAUAAAUUGUUACAUUUGAAGAAACAGCUGGCUACAGCUCGAACUCAAGCUGCGACGCCGGCCGGCAGCGAUAGUGUUGCCAGUUUAGAAAAAGCUGUGGCUGAACAGGGCGACAAAGUGAGACAACUAAAAUCUUCAACGAAAGACAAGUCUGUGUGGCAACCGGAGGUGGACAAGCUGUUACAGCUGAAGAAGCAACUCGCCGCAGCCCAGGCCGCGGCGGCGCCCUCUGGCGGCGACAGUGUUGCCAGUCUAGAAAAAGCUAUCGCUGAACAGGGAGACAAAGUAAGGAAGCUGAAGUCUUCGACCAAAGACAAAACCGUGUGGCAACCGGAAGUGAACGUGUUACUGGACCUGAAGAAACGAUUGGGGGCAUUACAAGUGAAGUGAACGGUUAUAUAGCGGUUAUUUUUAAAACAGCAAUAAUAAUCUCGCGCAGGACUUGACAGCUGACAUCGUAAACAACCGACGAUUGGUCGACGAGUUUUGAUAAUUCGUUAAAAUUUUACCUUCAUUAAUAAAUAAAUCUUUGCAUUGUACGUUCCAAUGUUGAACACUCAAUGUGGAUCGAGGGCGAGGCGGGCGGGUGAGGACGGCGGCGGUGACGCGCAAACACGGAGUUACGAAAUGUAAGGGCAGGAAAAUAAUAAUUUGAAAAAAAUAUUAUCUAAUGUAUUUGGUUAUAUUUAUUUAUUAAAAAAACGCCCGUUUUGGGGCUUGCGAAAGAUAUUAGGUAAUAUGAGUUUUGACUCGUGGUACCACCGAUUUUGUCCCGCUGUUACUUGUGAUACUAAUCUUGAUCUAUGGCAGUAGAUAUACCAGCCUGCUAACGGGUCGCCUUCCACCUGGAUCUCGUCCAUUUUUUUUACAUUAAUUGUUUAAAAAGAUAACGGCGCACAGGCUCCGGACUCAAGUCGGCCGUCGCAAAAAAAAAGGUGGUUUUAACACAAUACUGCCUGCAAAUAUGAACAAACAAUUCGUUUAUUUGCAUAAAAUGUUGGUACAAAAAGUUUAAAUCAUAAUAUAUGUCCCUUAUAUAUUUUACUUUUUCGGAGGUAUCAUUUAUGCAAAAAAAAAUAUGACUUUCUCUAAACCAUGGUUCGUUUAGUUCCGGAUCACCCCUGGAGAAACUCUUAACCUAACCCCUGCGUCUACUAAAAAAUUUAAAAUUUGGAAAAAUAAAAAAUUUGGAAAAAUUUUGGAAAAUUUUAGUGUACGCAGGGGUGUGAGGUCCACUAAAAUUUUCCAUCUAACGCCCUGCGAGCUACCUCCUGCACACAGAAGUAGCUGCCGCGGCCACAGACAAAGCCGCGUCGGUGGCGUCGUAUGCUCCACACAAGUUUAGCCGAAUCGACACACUAACAAUAUUGAGUUUUAUCACAACUUGUUGUGUGCACGAUGUCAGCUUGAUUUAGCAGUGAUUUUGUGAUGUCCGUAUGAAUUGAGGAGCUAUUUUUCGUAUCUUAACGGAAUCAUUAUAUUUCUAUAGUAGUACACUUUAAAAUAUCGUAGGCGCGGGUUUUGUAGUAUAAUAGUCUAAUGUCACAUAAGCAUAACGGUGGCUCCUCACUCAGCCACAUCAACCUACCCAAAUUCAUUGCAAACUCGCCGCUAUUACCGCGCCAUAGAGGAUCAUGCGGGGUAACUUGAUGUGCUGUUGACUGUACCUUACGUAUGGUAUUUCGUAUAUGUUUUUAUGAUCUGAUUAUGUAAAAAAAAUUUUUUUACACCAAAAAUAGGAUGAUUUUGAACAAUUCAAAAUAUGUACAACAUCUCUUCGAGGCCUUCCUUGACGGAAUAUAUGAUGAAUAGAGAUAUGAUAUCCUUACAUAUAAAAUAAAGUUCCCCGUCUGUCUGUUUGUACACGAUAAACUCAAAAACUUAUUUUAGUUUUAUAUGGAAUUUUAACUACGGUUUUCACCAAUAGAUAGUGUCCUGAGGAAGGUUUGGGUAUAUAAUGUAUUUAUUAUGGUUUUACCCGAGCGAAGCCGGGACGAGCCAGUAUUGCCCGUUAUCAUAAUGUUUGAACUUGUAACGAUACGAAGUGCAGUAUUUUUUAACUUGUUUGUGAAAAUGUAGGUAGUAGUUUUUAUACAAAUUAAAUAUAAUUUUAAGUUUAUUCUAAAGGCCUGUUCGCGUUUCGAUUAGUGUAUGUACCAUUUAAAUUUGCGUACAUGUAGGAUUAAGUUUUUCUUUUAGCGUGUUGUGAAAAAAAUGUAAACUCAUGUUUUUGCAAAUAAUCUUGCUAAGUACACAAUAUGGACGGGCGCUGGUUACUGCGAGUUGUAUUUCUACUAAACACUUACAUUUAACACUCGCACAUACACUAAUCAGCAUGCGAAAGGGCGAAGUGCGGGUUUUCAUUUCACUUCUCAUUAUCGAGUCGUUUCGAAGUGAGACGCAGCGAACCAAUCACAUUGCGGUGUGGUUGUCGUUGUGUCAUAAUUGCGCACUGUGAUUGGUUAGCGGCGUCUCACUGCGAAUCGACUCAUGGUGAGAUUGAAAUUGUACUACGCACGGGAUAUGAAACUGUCAUUUGUAUAUUUUUGUUUAGAAGCAAUGAGUUUUAAAUAACUGCUGUUCUUGUACAAAAAAAAAAUGAACGGCUGAAUAUUGAAAAGUUGUCCUCAAAUAUAUUGCUGUCUCUGUCACGUUUCCUAUGUAGUAUGAGAGAGGUAGCACGAGACUCAAAAAGAUAAAUAAUUAAAGUGCUUUUCAAUUUAGAUGAUUAGUUAUUUAUUUCAGUCUCUUAUUUUUAACGUGAUAAGGUUUAAAAUAAAGAUAUUAUUUAUGAA